CUCCACUCCUCUCCCUCCCAUGAUCCCAUCAGGACUCGCACGUGUGAAGGCAAGCCCGGUUCACUUGGGCAUGAGGCCAUUGACGCCCACACCUUUGCUGAAUGGGGAGUGGACUACCUGAAAUACGACAACUGCUACAACGAUGGAACCCCAAACAAGUUGCGCUACACAGUCAUGCGCAAUGCACUGGAGGCCACAGGGAGGGACAUCUUCUUCUCCAUGUGUGAAUGGGGACAGGAUGACCCUGCUCUGUGGGCGUAUGACGUGGCAGACUCCUGGCGGACCACCGUUGACAUUGGGGACACGUGGAGGAGCAUGAUUCGGAUUGCAGACCUUAACAACAAGUGGGCCAAGUACGCCAAGCCAGGCGGGUGGAAUGACCCCGACAUGCUGCAGGUGGGGAAUGGCGGCAUGAGAGAGUCGGAGUACCGCGUGCACUUCAGCCUCUGGGCCAUCAUGAAGGCGCCUCUCUUGAUUGGCUGCGACCUCUCUCGUGUAUCAAAUGCGACACUGCGCAUUCUGGGGAAUGAUGAAGUCAUUGCUGUUAACCAAGACCGGCUGGGAGUGCAGGCAAGGAAGGUGCAAGUCUCUGAGGACAGCCUCAUAGAGGUUUGGUCCGGACCUCUGUCUGAGGGUCGGUGGGUGGUAGCCCUGGUGAAUCGCAGCCCAAUAAGCGCGAAGGUGACUGCCCGCUGGAAAGCGAUUGGCCUGAAUCCGGUGCAGCCGAUGUAUGCACGCGACCUUUGGAAGAAGGCAACCAUGGACAAGGUCAUCUCAGGGGCGCUGAGUGCUCGAGUUCCAAGUCACGAUGUGAGGCUGUUCCUCGUCUGGCCCGCCACUGAGACUCUGUAAGAGUGGCUGUGUCUCCACCCUGCUAUGUGUCCCUCUUGUGCAGAAGGCAACCAUGGACAAGGUCAUCUCAGGGGAACUGAGCAUUCGAGUUCCAAGCCACGAUGUGAGGCUGUUCCUCAUCUGGCCCGCCACGGAGACUUCGUCCAGCUGACCUUACAGACCAGUCCAACAAUGGCACGUGCAUCAGCAAUAAGCCUUGGGAGAUGUAAAGGUCUGGAUACAUUUUUAAUUAUGACAUUGAAAUGCACUUGGUGGAGAUCAUGUCGUACCAUACCAUACUCUCUACUGGUCGCAUCGUUGUUUUUGUCCAACAUAACAGCUUGCCUGUUGCAUGAACCUAAGCUGUGGGAAGGAGUGAUAAUGAAAUUUGCACCAGCGAGUUAUUUGCGAUAGCACAUGGAUGUAUAUACAC
This is a messenger RNA of Closterium sp. NIES-67, 1264 nucleotides long. Lineage: Eukaryota; Viridiplantae; Streptophyta; Zygnematophyceae; Desmidiales; Closteriaceae. The record is from the annotation of a GenBank genome assembly.